Leopardus geoffroyi (Geoffroy's cat) is the source of this 3040-nucleotide messenger RNA. RefSeq names its product family with sequence similarity 104 member A (gene VCF1). The transcript is spliced from 5 exons. Bases 110 to 859 code for a protein of 249 amino acids. The record is from RefSeq and is a predicted model, not a curated record. NCBI's taxonomy places the organism in Eukaryota, Metazoa, Chordata, Mammalia, Carnivora, Felidae.
UCCUCCCCACUCGGAGCCCGCCUCUUCCCGUGGGCGGGGUUACCGGUCGGCGCGGCCGCCGUCGCGCCACUGCGCAGCCUCGAGAGGGCGGUACCACGGCGGCUGCGACAUGGGGGGGCGCGGAGCAGACGCCGGAAGUAGCGGUGGUACGGGUCCCACCGAGGGGUACUCACCGCCGGCAGCGUCCACCCGCGCCGCGGCGAGAGCCAAGGCCCGAGGGGGUGGGCGUGGCGGCCGCCGGAACACAACACCCUCUGUUCCCUCAGCUCGCGGAGCGGCGCCGCGUCGCUCCCCUCCACCGGCUGCCAUGAGCGAGCGCCUCCGCCCCAGGAAAAGGAGAAGGAAUGGCAAUGAAGAAGACCACCAUCUUCCCCCCCAGACCAAAAGGAGUAGUAGAAACCCUGUCUUUCAUGAGUCCUGGGACACAGAGGUGCUAUCUCUGCUUCACAGAUGGGAAAAUUGGGGCACAGAAAAAGAAAGUGGUUUGCCCGGAGAUACACAAUUAGUAAGAGGCAGGGUCUAUGAUUCCAGAGCUUGGCUGGUGAGCUCCUUGCUCCUAACCAUGACAGUACCUGUAACGAAAAACAGUAAAGAAAACAGACUAAGAGGAAACAAAGUGUUCUGUGCGUCUUCGAGCAGCGAUAGCGGCGGCAGCAGCAGCAGCAGCAUCAACAGCCCGGACAGGGCAAGCGGGCCGGAGAGCAGCUUGAACCACGUGGGCGCCGGGUCCGGCCCUAACACCCCUCAGCCUGUUCCUGAGCAGUCUGCACUGUGCCAAGGCCCUUACUUCCGCAUCAACCAGACCCUGAAGGAGGCCCACUUCCACAGCCUACAGCACCGGGGACGGCCUCCGACAUGAUGUGCCGGCGGUUUCUUGCCUUCUGUGAAGGGACAGCGCUGUGCAGAUUUGAUAUUUCAACUUACGAUGUUUUAAAAAAUUGCACAAAAAUAUGCCUGUUGGCUUUUCAGUCUAUAUUUGAAAGAGCAGGUUAACAGGCAGUUGUUUACUUGUGGUUUUGCUGCACUAUUGCAAUUUCAAAGGGGCUUCGAAGCAAUUUUUUAUAGGAUUCUUUUGAGGGUGGGUAUCACAUCCAUGUCGAGGUAACGGUAUGAGGAAAUCUCAUCUGCGUGUUGAAUCCAUAGUUUGUCCAGUUCAGAUUGGUUUCCAAAUCUGUCGAUUAGAAAUUCUACUUCAUGUAAAAAGGCCUUUUAACAAUGCGGGAUCUUCAAUUUUUUAAAUUCAAUAAAUCAGCAAAGAGUAUCUAGUUUCCAUGAAAAAAACCUAAGUUUUUUUUUCCAAAAUUUAGAAAGCUUGAUUCAGUCUUGCACUGAAAUUAACUGCCAUACUACCUCUUAGUAUGUAGACAUCCUGUUGAAAGUACGCUGUCCUUUCUAACAGGAGAACAAUCAGAUCCAAGUUAGACCGCGGAAAGGAAGCACCCUUGCUAAUAACUAUCUUCUCUCUUUGUUAUAUAUUUGUAUUUCCAGAGAGAAUCUCUUUCAGACUUGUAUACCCAGAUAACUUCUGCUACCGUUACUCCUCCAAAGCCUACAUCUCAGACUUAGUAGAAAACACUGCACAGAUCUGACAGUCAAGAAGUACAUAACGAAUGACCUUUGUCUUACUCACAGACUUGUUCUGCCAGCAGCUUCUGUGAUCUCACUGGGAGUCCGCCUUGGGGGUCAAGAAUUCAGGUGCUGCUGAACGCUGACCAAGUGUAGGCUCUCUGAACUGCUGUCUGAAGUCACAAGUAUCGUGAAACUGUCAGACAAGGAUUCACUUUAUGCUUAAAGCAAACCCCCAGCAGUAAUUCGGGGGCCACAUUCCACCGCUGAAACUGGAAAGACUGGUGUGGCUUAGAAAUAAAUGAGCAGAGGCACCGUUAGAAGAAGUGAUGUAGUAUUUAUUUAGAGAGGGAUGGCUAUGUUCCCAUGUUAUUUAGUCAUACUAGAGAGCCAACCUAGCUUGAAUAACGAAGGCGUAGACGCGUCUUCUUCCUCACUGACCAGCUGUCUGAACAAGGAGCCAGGGUGCGUCGGGUCACCUGCUCGGGAGAGUGCCGGGGGGCCAACCUGCCACGCAUGUAGAGGAAAGUGCCUUAGAGUCUACCCAGCCCCUCCUGCCUGUUCACCCCCCGCCACUGCACUCGGAGUCCACACAGCACACACGAGCAGAUCUGAGAAGCACGGAGAGCUCUAGGAAGGGGCCUUUGCUCUUUGUCAAGAUUGGCAAAGGCCGUCGGGGACAAAAUGCGAUUCUAUUAUGUGACACAACUAACGCUUCCAGGUGAGAACUCUCCUGGGAAAAGGGUAAACAUAUGUACCUCCUUUCCCUGGUCGGUUCCUCUCCUACCGACAGGACUUAUGGUCAAUUACUUGAAGAGACAUUCCGAGUUCGGGGGGAAGUUCUGGCACAGGCCCAUGCUCGUGGAGGGGAUGGUCUGUGCAGGAACUCGUUCUCUUCACUACCAUCUCCCACAUUUGACAACCAGAUGUUUGAUGAGAACUGGGUCUUAAUGGGUUCGGUGGCGGGGAAGAUGGAAAGGAUACGUUGCUAAUAUUUUGUCUCACAAGAAAGCAAACACAACUAAAUGCUGAAAGAAGACAAGCUGUUUGGGCUCAAACGCGUGUACACAACACAACUCAGAAAUACCCAGGAGGACUCUUGCGGGCUUAAUGGAUGGCAGUCAACUGAAACAAAACGCGCAUUAACAAGAAAAUGUCAAACUCAGAGCAAAUUCCCUUUAAUUUCCCACCCAACUGAAAGAAAUGGAAGAGGAAACCACCACCAGAACAGAAUGGUUUUUUCCCCAAACAAGUACAGUCAUCACGCUGGGUUAGCAGUUAACUCUCUCACCCUACAAGAACUAAUCUCCAUCCUGUCCUGCCUCUUUUUUACAGCCUUGGCAGUCUGAGAGAACGUUCCUAUUAUGAGGCUACUUGACAGUGUAAAUGGGCAUCUUUUAAAACUUCUAUCAGCUCGAGCUAGUGAAACCUUGUACUUCUCUAUUGCGCCGCCAUUAAAAGCAGCAUUAGUGCA